ACUUCCGGAAUCUCUCGGCGUGUGAGCUUGGUUGUCCUACCAAAGCCAGCGUUUCGGCUCGCGUGCGCCGGCCUAGUUUGCUCGCGUCCUCACGCGCUUUGGGUUUCCCGGUCUCAUGGCCGGCCUGACCUUAUUUGUGGGCCGCCUCCCGCCCUCGGCCCGCAGUGAGCAGCUGGAGGAACUGUUCAGUCAGGUGGGGCCGGUGAAGCAGUGCUUCGUGGUGACUGAAAAAGGGAGUAAGGCAUGUCGAGGCUUUGGCUAUGUCACUUUUUCAAUGCUGGAAGAUGUUCAGAGGGCCCUCAAGGAGAUUACCACCUUUGAAGGUUGCAAGAUCAACGUGACUGUUGCCAAGAAAAAACUGAGGAACAAGACAAAGGAAAAGGGGAAAAAUGAAAACUCAGAGUGCCCAAAGAAGGAGCCGAAGGCUAAAAAAGCCAAAGUGGCAGAUAAGAAAGCCAGAUUAAUUAUUCGGAACCUGAGCUUUAAGUGUUCAGAAGAUGACUUGAAGACAGUAUUUGCUCAAUUUGGAGCUGUCCUGGAAGUAAAUAUCCCUAGGAAACCAGAUGGGAAGAUGCGCGGUUUUGGUUUUGUUCAGUUCAAAAACCUCCUAGAAGCAGGUAAAGCUCUCAAAGGCAUGAACAUGAAAGAGAUAAAAGGCCGGACAGUGGCUGUGGAUUGGGCCGUGGCAAAGGAUAAAUAUAAAGAUACACAGUCUGUUUCUGCUAUAGGUGAGGAAAAGAGCCAUGAAUCUAAACAUCAGGAAUCAGUUAAAAAGAAGGGCAGAGAGGAAGAGGAUAUGGAAGAGGAAGAAAACGAUGAUGAUGACGAUGAUGAUGAUGAAGAAGAUGGGGUUUUUGAUGAUGAAGAUGAAGAGGAAGAGAAUAUAGAAUCAAAGGUGACCAAGCCUGUGCAAAUUCAGAAGAGAGCAGUCAAGAGACCAGCCCCUGCAAAAAGCAGUGAUCAUUCUGAGGAGGACAGUGACCUAGAGGAAAGCGAUAGUAUUGAUGAUGGAGAGGAACUGGCUCAGAGUGAUACCAGCACUGAGGAGCAAGAGGAUAAAGCUGUGCAAGUCUCAAACAAAAAGAAGAGGAAAUUACCCUCUGAUGUGAAUGAAGGGAAAACUGUUUUUAUCAGAAAUCUGUCCUUUGACUCAGAAGAAGAAGAACUUGGGGAGCUUCUCCAACAGUUUGGAGAACUCAAAUAUGUCCGCAUUGUCUUGCAUCCAGACACAGAGCAUUCUAAAGGUUGUGCAUUUGCCCAGUUCAUGACUCAAGAAGCAGCUCAGAAAUGCCUUCUAGCUGCUUCUCCAGAGAAUGAGGCUGGUGGGCUUAAACUGGAUGGCCGGCAGCUCAAGGUUGACUUGGCGGUGACCCGUGAUGAGGCUGCAAAGCUUCAGACGACGAAGGUGAAGAAGCCGACUGGCACCCGGAAUCUCUAUCUGGCCCGAGAAGGCUUGAUUCGUGCUGGGACGAAGGCUGCAGAGGGUGUGAGUGCUGCUGAUAUGGCCAAAAGAGAACGGUUUGAGCUGCUGAAGCAUCAGAAACUCAAGGACCAGAAUAUCUUUGUCUCCCGAACCAGGCUCUGCCUGCACAAUCUCCCAAAGGCUGUAGAUGACAAACAGCUCAGAAAGCUGCUGCUGAGUGCUACUAGUGGAGAGAAAGGGGUGCGCAUCAAGGAGUGUAGAGUGAUGCGAGACCUCAAAGGAGUUCAUGGGAACAUGAAGGGUCAGUCCCUGGGCUACGCCUUUGCGGAGUUCCAAGAGCACGAGCAUGCCCUGAAAGCCCUCCGCCUCAUCAACAACAAUCCAGAAAUCUUUGGGCCUCUGAAGAGACCAAUAGUGGAGUUCUCUUUAGAAGAUCGAAGAAAACUUAAAAUGAAGGAAUUAAGGAUCCAGCGCAGCUUGCAAAAAAUGAGAUCCAAGCCUGCAACUGGUGAGCCUCAGAAGGGGCAACCAGAGCCUGCAAAAGACCAGCAACAGAAGGCAGCUCAACACCACACAGAGGAACAAAGCAAGGUGCCCCCAGAGCAGAAGAGAAAGGCGGGCUCUACCUCAUGGACCGGGUUCCAGACCAAGGCUGAAGUGGAGCAGGUGGAGCUGCCUGAUGGAAAGAAGAGAAGAAAGGUCCUGGCGCUCCCCUCACACCGAGGCCCCAAAAUCAGGUUGCGGGACAAAGGCAAAGUGAAGCCCGUCCAUCCCAAAAAGCCAAAGCCACAGAUAAACCAGUGGAAGCAGGAGAAGCAGCAAUUAUCGUCCGAGCAGGUAUCUAGGAAAAAAGCUAAGGGAAAUAAGACGGAAACCCGCUUCAACCAGCUGGUCGAACAAUAUAAGCAGAAAUUAUUGGGACCUUCUAAAGGAGCACCUCUUGCAAAGAGGAGCAAAUGGUUUGAUAGUUGAUGAUGGCAGCAGGCUGGGUAAGAAGCUGGGUUGUGUACUUUCUGGUGACACUCCUGGGCUCCUCCCCAUCCCCCGUGUCUCUCACUGAGGGAAAGAAAAUCCCCAAGGGCACUGCCACUGUGCUCGGAGGUGCCCUGGACUGUGUACAUCUGAACUUUGGUCCAUCCUUUGAUGUGUGGUUCGUUAGCCACAAAGAGAAAUAUCUGAAAGUCAACAUGAUGCUUCUUGCAUAUUAUCCAGAUUAUUGUAUGAAGUUGUGUCUAUAAUUAUUACCAAUUUUUAUUCUUUAUUUCUCAAAUGGAAACACCUGAAAAAGCAUUCUGGAGUGCUGAAUUUUUAAGAUGUAUAUUUUGUUAAGCAUAUUCUCUAAAUGAGAUAUUGUGUGGCUUUUUAGUAACAACGUCAUUUCUAAUAUGUGUGACUCCUUUAUUAUGUAUGAACAUUCUUUGACAUUCCUAAUUCAGCUCUGUAGUCUUACACACUGCAGGAACUGUCUAAGCGAGAGCAGAGAGAAAUGCUUUCUAACCUAAUCGCUGCAGGCGGAGACACUUGGAAAAGAAUGGGGGGAGGUGGGGCCUGACAGAGAGCAGCACUUAUGUGUUUGUCAGAUGAGGGGAUUUCCAGUUGAAUUGGCCUGCAGUGGCCUAAAGACACUAGCCUGGUUAGCGAUGACCUGCAUUUCUCUCAUAGAGCACCUCCCUUUUCAUCGUAUCCACUAGCUCUCUAAGUCCUCCUUAAUGAGGACACUUGAUCCUCAUUAAGUCUGCCCCUUAAGAUGGCUUCACACCUACUGAAAAACUCCAGGGGUUUGACAUCUCACUUUGAUUGAAAUCUUGUCUUCCUAUAACAUUUGAUUCCCUGGGCUCUUCAGCCCUAUCACCUCUGCUUGUCUUUAUCCACUCUCUUCUUCAUUCACUUUUGGCUACACAGGCCUUCCUUCCAUCUCUUGACUCUUGACCACCUCAGAGCCUUUGUAUCCGUUCCCUUUGCCUGGAGAGUUUUUCCCUUGCAUCUUUUACUUGUCACUCAGAUCUCCACUAGUUGUCGCCUCCUCCUGGAGCUCUUCCCAGACUAUCUAAAGUAGGGCUUUUCUUCCCCUCCCCUCUAUCUUGCCCCCUUACUGAAAUCUGCUUCCCUGUUUCUUCUUCUUUUUUUUUUUUUUUUGAGAUGGAGUCUCACUCUGUCGCCCAGGCUGGAGUGCAAUGGCGCUGUCUCAGCUCAUUGCAACCUCCACCUCCCGGGUUCAAGCGACUUUCCCGCCUCACCCUCCCAAGUAGCUGGGACUACAGGUGCACGCCACCAUUCUUGGCUAAAUUUUGUAUUUUUAGUAGAGAUGGGGUUUCACCAUGUUGACUAGGCUGGUCUUGAACUCCUGACCUCAGGUGAUCCGCCCACCUCGACCUCCCAAAGUCCUGGUAUUACAGGCGUGAGCCACCACGCCUGGCCUGCUUCCCUGUUUCUUUCUAGCACUAAUCUCUAUCUGAAAUCAUUUGUCUCUUUCUAGCACUAAUCUCUAUCUGAAAUUGUUUGUCUCUCCAGUUAGAAUGUAUGCUUUGUGAGAGGGACUUUAUCCCUCUUGUUCACUCCUGUAGACACAGCACCUAGUACUGACCCAGGCACGUAGUAAGUAUUGAAUAAAUAUUUGUUGAAUGAAAAAAAUAAGGUAGGAAAGGAAGAAACAGUAUUCAGUAGGCAAGAGAAAAAGUUGAGAACGUGGCCCAAAAUUCUUGAUUGCUUAGUCUAGUUGAGUGUUACAAAUAAUGCUUUGACAGAACCAUUGCUGAGCUAGAGAUAUGGUUAUUUCUUUUUUUUUUUUUUUUUUGAGACAGUCUUGCUCUGUUGCCCAGGCUGGAGUGCAAUGGCAUGAUCUUGGCUCACUGCAACCUCCGCCUCCUGGGUUCAAGCGAUUCUCCUGCCUCAGCCUCCCGAGUAGCGGGGAUUACAGGUGCUGCCACCACGCCCGGCUAAUUUUUGUAUUUUUAGUAGAGACGGGUUUUCACCAUGUUGGCCAGGCUGAUCUCAAACUCCUGACCUUGUGAUCUGCCCACCUCAGCCUCCUGAAGUGCUGGGAUUACAGGCAUGAGCCUGGUUGAGACAUGGUUAUUUCAUCGCAAUAUCUUGGGGAACCCAUGAAUGCUCUGAAAUGCCUUUGGUUUAGAAAUGGAUGAAGGAGAGGCCAUGGAAAUAUUUAGACCUUUUGGAGAGAUCGAAAGGACAGGUGAUUUAUCUCCAAGUUCACCUCGAGACAUGACUUGGGCUGUCAAAUGUUCUUACGGUAGCCUGGCAACAUGUCUUUCUCAGCCUGGUCUGUACAGUGUGGAGGAAGUAAGGGACUUUAUUAAGAGUGUCACAAUAGCUAUAACCUGCCAGUCAGGUGAUCUGUUUUUCCUUGGCCAUCUCUCCGUCUGCUCACCACUCUUUUUUCCCUAGUACACGAAUAUCUUUAACAUUCAAAAAUAUAUCUUAACACUUAGGAUAGAUCAAAAUUGGUGUUCAUUCAGAUAACAUUGUCAGAUUCUCUUAGAUCCAAAUAUUUCUUUUAACAACUUAACAGUAUGUUAAAACCUCAUUCACUUGCUUGGAGAGCUGUUGUACAGUUCUUUAAAGAGUUCUUUAUAUGAGGUUGAAUCUUCCCUUUCUUAAUAGUCAAAUUCUAUAUAUGGUGUCUUCCUUUGGAACACCUUACCAUGGGCUAUUUGGUCAGCUCCAUUGACUCCUUGCCUUGGGAAUUUUAGUGCAGUGAGAGUUGUGCUCACUUCUCCUUCACUUCAGGGCCUGAUGUGUCAGGAAAUGGAGUUUUCUGAAUUAACAUGAAAGUUGAGUUGCAGAUUGCUUGGUUAAAAAACAACAGGUGGGGCACAGAGUCUCAUACCUAUGAUUGCAGCACUUCGGGAGGUGGGAGGAUUGCUUGAGGUCAGGAGUUUGAGACCGACCUGGCCAACAUAGUGAGACCCCCAUCUCUAUUAUUUUGAAAAACAACAGCAAAUUUUUUCUUAACAUCCAAGACAAGGCCACCAGUCAAAACUAUCAAGUUUUAGUAGUAUUUUCCUGCUUGAUUAUAUAAUAGCCUGGCUUAGAGAUACAACCUUUAAAUAAGGAAUCUUAAGAUGAUGUGCAGCUGUUCUUUGCCUUAUUUGUUUGUUUGUUGGUUAGUUUGUAGUUUCUAAGAAUCUGCUCUGUUCAGCUGUACAGUUCCUUCUUCUGGAGUUAACCUGUGGCAAGGAUUAUGUUUCACCUGUCACAAAAAUGAGAUCUGUGCCUUCCUCUAUUAUAAAGUUAGGGCAUGUGAUUCAUUCUUCGAAAUACUUCAAAAUGUACUUUGGUAUGUUUUUGUCUUGAAAAGAGGUUUUCUAGCUAGAAAUUCGGGGCCCAGAAGGUCAAGGCUCCAGAGAUCCCCUUCUCAUCAUCCUUCAGUUGUCUGAGGAGACAGAGGAUCACAUGUGUCACAGUGAGUGCUGAUUCCCCAGAAUCUGCAGUCUUAAGCUCCCCUGCUGACGCACACAGCCAGUUCUCUGCUUCAUAUUCAUGUGACCCACUGUGAAGUGACAGGCAGCUGCCAAUUCUGUCAUAUAAGAAGCAGCUCUGCCCAUGCAACUUUGAAAGUUCCUGCACUUCUCCAUAGACUGCUCCUUCAUGGAAAUAAACACAUCAUCACACUGUGGGUGCCUAAGCUAAGUUUGUUUGCAGUUUGAUGAUGCCCAGCUCCUUUUCAACUCAGCCUUAAUUGGCACUUUAAGGGCCAGGAUGAGGUUUCUCUCAGGCCAAGUCGAGAUUUCCAGAUUUCCUUUUGUCCAAGGCUGACCAGUUUAGAAGUUAUUCACAUCCUUGUUUUAGUUCUUUCCUUCUUGUCCUGGUACCUCUUCCUUUCCAGGAUUAUUUGCAGAGUCUGUGAUGGCUUACUUGGUGACCAGACAUGGGGUGAGCUACUGGUAUAGUCUGAUUACUUUGGCAUCUAUUCUGAACUGGUCAUUGGCUGUACAUGAGUUUUUGUGCUGGUAAAGGAAUAUACUGGGAAGAUUGGAAGGCACAGACUGGGAACUAAUUCUGAGAAGAGAACUGCUGAGUUACUGAAAGACCUUUUGGACCACCCCUAAAUGGAGCAUCUUGAUAGAUGGCAAAUCCAGUGUUUCUUAAACUUGUCCAUGCUGCCCAGAGCCCACUGCCUUUUAUCAGAUGUGAGACUUCACUGCCACAGUGUCAUCCCACAGUUUCCUUCCCUGGACAUUUGAUAAAGGGAAAAUCAUUUCUUGUCCUUUAAGGCAGGGACUAUUAUUUUUUCACUUUUCCACAUACCCCACAACACCUAACAUUGAUUUACUCGUAGUAGGAGUUUCAUACUGUUGAACUCUCUAAAGGCCAUUUGUUCCAGGGCCUAGCUGGGCUUGUGAAGGACAACAGAGUCAUUUCCUAAGGACCCCAAAAGACAGCAUGAAGGAAAAAAUAAUAAUAAACUGCUGUUCACAGUGCCUUGAGUGUACCACCGUACUUUCUGCUAUGCCUUGUCCAUUCCAAUCUGGACAGUCUCUGUGCCCCUCCUUUCCACUCAAGUGUUAUCCAGCACUCAAGUUCUGGCUCAAGGCCCAACAUCUCCGUGGGGACCUCAGCCAUCCCAGGGCAUUGUGACCCCUUCCUCUAAGUCCCCGGCACACUCGCUGAUUGGUACCCUCUCAUUCGACAAAGCAUAUGCCAUUGUGGCUUACUUGUCAUUUCUUUAGGUCUUGCCUUCCCAAGUAGAUCAUGAGCCACUAUAAGAACUAGCUCCCAUAGUCCCAGCCCCUGGGCCUGGUACAUGGCAAUGCUUAGUGAUUGGUGAUUGAGGAUAAUGGUGGUAAAGGAUGUACCAGACAGUCAUCUCCUGAAGAGAUGCCGAACAACCUGUCCUUGUUUUAUGUAUUUUCUCUUUCUUUCCUGUCCAGUUUUAUUCCUCUCAUAGUAACUGCUAAAAAAAUAUCAGUUCCUGUCACUCUUCCACCCCUUUUCUCCCUCUCCCCUGCAUUGUGGUCUGGGCCUUGGUCCACUAGCAACUCCCCUUAGGUGUUGCUUAAUCUGCCUCAUGGCCAAAGCCAAUCCCAUUCCUGUCCCCCGCUACCCAAGGGACUCCCAGUCUGUAUGCACAAGGCGGGAUGUGAAGUCUGGAUGUGCAAGAAACCCAGCUGUAAGAAACAGCUUCCCUCGGCUUGGCAUGGUGGCUCAUGCCUAUAUUCCCAGCACUUUGAGAGGUCAAAGUGGGAGAAUCACUUGAGCCCAGGAGUUCAGGACUAGCCUGGGCAACAUAGCAAGAUCCCACCUCUACAAAAAAAGAAAAAAUUCAGAGUCUCAAAUGUCCCUUCAUCUCCUUACUCUCGACCUGUCUCCCUAGUUCUCUGCCGCCUUUUCCUCUCCCCUGGAUCUGACACUCAAUUGUCUGCAUGCACUUUUCAACUGAAAGAGACUCCAAUGCCAUCCUUCUGAUGAAAUUUUUGCUUUGGAUACUACUGCAGAAAAAAUGCUAUCUUGUAUUCUGGUCCAUGGUGGGGAAGACCCUGUCGUAGAACCUGGCAACUCAAGUGGAGGGAGGGGCCAGAACAUUGUUCUUAUGCUAUUUACAGUGAGACAACAGGAUUGAUGCAGAACUUUCUUUUUUUUUUUUUUUUUUUGAGACAGAGUUUCAUUCUUGUUGCCCAGGGCUGGAGUGCAGUGGCAUGAUCUCAGCUCACUGCAACCUCCACCCCCCAGGUUCAAGCAGUUCUUCCUCAGCCUCCGGAGUAGCUGGGAUUACAGGCGUGCGCCACCACGCCCCACUAAUUUUUGUAUUUUUGGUAGAGACGGGGUUUCACCAGUGUUGGCCAGGCUGGUCUCGAACUCCUGACCUCAGGUGAUCCACCCACCUCGGCCUCCCAAAGUGCUGGGAUUACAGGCAUGAACCACCGUGCCCGGCCGUGAUGCGCAACUUUCUAAUAACAUACUUUUGAAAGUGCCCAGACAUACAUCCCUCCUCUGGUACCACAGUGGCCAUCAGUUGCCAGAGAACAUGAAAUUAUCCAGCCCUCAGCUCUGCAGCAGGAUUCUGAGGAGUAAAGCAGGCCUGUAAAGUACUCUAAAGUACUUCAGAGAGGUAAUGCCACAAAGCGAAGAACACCUCUUGGAGGCAGAGCCCCUCAGCCCUAUCCAGGCCAGCAGUGUCCACUUGAAAUCUGAAAGCAGCCUCCCUCACCAAACCAGCAAGAUGGAAAACCUCCCUGGGUUGGCAAGUGGCCCUGGGAAGUACAUGCCCCAUCUCUGUCAGGAUAGCAGUGGAGAGGUUUCGUGCCAGUGCCAGCUCCACCCACCCAGAUGGUACUCAAGACUCCAAGCCUGUCAAUGGGGUGGAAACUUUCUGGCAUUUUCUGUCAGAAGGGUGAGUUAGCACUGAACCAUCUCAUGUGUCUUUUCACUGAGUAACAGCCCAUAUCCAUUCCAUGAAAUGAGUGACUGCUUUGUUGAAUCAGAUAGUAACAAACAUUUAUUUGUAGUCUGGUUGUGUCAUAUCAUGGUUGAAUUGCAAACAGGUUGGAUAGAAGAGUCAGCAAAAAUCAACAAAAGCAUUCUGUAAAAAACUUUUCUAGAAUUACAAUAAAUGGCAUUGUAUAUUUUAUUUAUAAAUUAUGUGCUGCACAUCAUUUUUAUCAAUGAAAUUUAUAAUAAAUUUCUGUACAUAUAUACAUUUUUAUCCCAGAGAGCCAGUUGUUAAGCAUUUACCAGCAAUAAAUGCUUUUUGUUUCCUGCUUACACAGGUUCUGGGAGUGGCCAGCCCACUCUUUGAGAUGUCCCCACUUGCUUUUUUAGUUGUCCAAGUAGUGUUCUGCCCAGCCUUCCCGACUCUCUUUCUUAUCCUUCCCUCGAAACUAUUCUGUUCCUUAUGCUUAAAUACUUUCCAGUCAUGGGAGCUUUGCUGUAGGCCCUUGGCCUUUCAUGGGUAGCUUCUGAUACGUGCAUGGGUGUUAAUAGAGGAAGUUGACCCCGCCUGGGAAGAAUAAUGACCUAUGGAGACCUGGCCCUUUCUCUUAUGGCUUCUUAAAGUGACAGCUGUUAUGGGAAGUUCAGGCAUCUUGACGUGGAAAAUACAUUGUUCAUUUUCUUUUAAUUUUUUUUCCCCUAACCACUAUACCAACAGGGAUGGAAAGAUACUUUUAGUUGGAAGGAAUUUGGAGCCCUUAAACGACACCUGGAGCAGCUGCCUGUGGGUGGGGCUUUGCACAGUCUCAUCCUGGCAAGGGAGGACGAGCCAAGGACCAGUUUUGCAGAAUUGUCAUCAUGAGGCCCUGGUUGUGUGCUGGGCUGGGGCAUUGCCCCUUUCCAGGAGGCCAGGCCAAGCAGGGCUGCCUGGCUUAGGCUUUUGCAUCUUCAGCAUCCUUUCACGUCUCUUAUCUCAGGUGACCUUCACAGCAAGCCUGGUGAAGGUUAUUGAGAAGCAGAUGUCACCACCUAGUCUUAGAGCUGAUGAAAGCAGGAUGUGGGGAAGUCCAGACCCUCUCCUGAAACCCCUUGGCCACCUGAGCUAGUACCAGAGCAAGGUCCCACUUGGCCGUGAGUGCUGUCUCUAGGGCCUAUUUCAGGAACUGUCUCAUAUAUAAGAACAGAACACUUUUUGCCAGCUAUACCAAAUGUUUUUGGGAUUAAAAAAAUAGUUUCUCUUUUCCAAAUUAGGUGGUAAGAAAAGGAAGGGCAUUUUCAUUCUCACAUUCUUUGAAUGUUGAAACGUUUUAAAAACUUCCAGCUGGGCUUGGUGGCUCAUACCUGUAACCCCAGCACUAUGGGAGGCUGAGAUGGGAGGAUCCCUUGAGGCCAGGAGUUCAGGACCAGCCUGGGCAACAUAGUAAAACUGCCCAAAAUUUGAAAAUUAGCCUUGUGUGGUGGUGUGCACUGUAGUCCCAGCUGCUCGGGAGGCUGGGGCAGGAGGAUUGCUUGAGCCCAGGAGUUUGAGGCUGCAGUGAGCUAUGGUUGUACCACUGUACUCCAACCUGGGCAACAGCGUGAUACCCUGUCUAAAAAAAUAAUAAAAAUAAAAAAGGAUUAAACCCUUUACUUGACCAGCUUCUUUUCCUGCUACCCCUGGACUAACUAAUCAUUACAUAUUUUUGUAGUUGUUUUUUCUUUCUUUCUCUCUCCUGAUCUACCACAAGCCAAAUGUACUCAUAUACAUACUAAUAGGUGAAAAAAGAGAGUCUGAGGAGUGAAUACAUUUAUUUUGUGAUUUCCUAGGCAGUAGCUAGGACUCCCUUAGAGGUUGCUAAUAGGGAAAGGGUGCGCUGGCUCUACUCAGUUUUAUAACUGCUUUUCCCCGAAUUCUGCAGACAUCUUCAUUCCCCUGGAGGUCAGAUAAUGGCUAUUUAUUUUCCAUAGCCAUGAAAAUCUCUGGGGAGAGCUGUGGCAAUUUGACGAGAGCUAUUAAAGGGACAUUAGGAUUGAAGUAGCUGCUCAGGCAGUCACAUACCCUCGAUCCUCAUCUGCAGGGACAGCUGCCAGAACGAAUGAGCCCAGCUCUCCUGCCCGCAGCCAGCCGCGUGUGGGUGCAACUGGCGACCAGCCACUGGAGUGAGUCCCAGGGAAGGGGACAGGUUCUUAGAAUCACCAUUUGUCUCUGCUCUCUCCCUCUCUGCAAUAGGACGGGCACUCUAAACUCACAUAAUGGUUAAUAACAACAGCUAACAAUUACUGAGCACCUACUAUGUGUCAGGCAUGUGCUGAGGAUGAUCGCAUCAAGUAAAAUGCCUGUCUCUGGCCCAGAGGCCCAGAAGAAGAGAAAGAAGGGAAAUCUGUAGGAGGCAAACAGUCCCUUACCCCUCUGCUUGCAGACCUUCAGUGACAGGACACUCCCUGUUUGCUCCAAGCACCUCUUGCAUUUUCAGAGCUUGGGACACAGAUUCAGGGACUUGCACUUCGAUAGAGUGCCUCAGGACCCCUCGUCGGAGCCAUGGAAAGUCAGUUUCUGGGCCCAUCCUUCCUGUGGGGGUGUCUUUCCUUCUCUUGGCCACCCCCUAGGAAUCCCUAGUAGAGAGCAGGCACUUAAUAGCCAGUGCAGUGAGAGUGGUCUGUGAUGUCUGGGCCAGGGCAAGGCCCGCCAAGUGGGCUCCCAGGUGCCUGCCACAGAGCCUCUGGGGUUUGAGGCCCUCAGUGACCCUUAGGCAAUAGCUGGGUCUUAAUGAGGGAUCAUGUCCUUUCCUGGGUAGUCGUGGGUAGAGGGGUGUGAACUGAUCUGAGCUACUCUAGGAAGGCUAGAGACAAAAGCAGGAACCAAGAGAAGGGCUGAGGCUCCUUCCAAGAGACUCCAAGUCCUGAGGGCAAGAAGCGGAGAGCCUUGUGCCAGGCCAGGUGUUGCCCCUGUCAGUGCUGACGGACAGGCAAGAGAGGCUGCUGAUGCUGCAGCCCUGUGAAGCUGAGACUCACCCUUUGCCCACUUUCACAGCCAUCUCCCCAGGAGGCUGUGGUGACACAGGUAAAAGCCAAAGGACAGAGGAUGACCCUGGACAAAUCACUCAGACCCUCCAGUCCUCUUUGCUCAUUUAUAAAAUACAGGCAAAAAGCCCCCUAGUACUAAAUGAAAUAGCCACUGUAAAAGAGCACGGGAGAUAGGGUCUGUGAUGUCUUUUGUCCCCAGUGUCCUGAGUGAAUUCACAGGAAAGGGGAGAAAGACUGGUUGCCCACUUCCAGGGUGAUUGGCUAAUUUCCACUUCUUUCCUGCUAGGGAUGGGAACACACGCCAGAAUCCUGGGAAGGCUACAUGUCCUCAGGUGGUGCUGGCCCCACCUCCAGCCUCUGCAGGGAUACCAGGAUAUGAGCCAGGCUCUGCUCCCGGGGUGACCCAUCCUCCUCAGUGCCCCUUCUUUCCUCACAACUGCAGGCAGAAGGAGAGUGUGUCCUGUCUCUCUGAGGAGCUGGCUGUGCCAUUUAAGCAGGCCCUAGGGGUGGAGCGCUGUGAAGAGAUGGCACCCAGGUCCCUGUUCCUCCUUUUCCAGAGCAAACACUGCUAAGGGAUCAUGACAGUCCCUGCAUCUGGCCCAGACUGGGCCUUGGGAGGCUUUUGACAUCAAUCCAUGCAACCGCACCCAACAAUUGGAGUCAGCAUGGGAGGUGAGACCCACUUGCCAAUUUUGCUCUCAGGGAACAGCCCUCUUUACUAAAACAUAGCACAGUAUUGAUAACAGUUGUUUCCAGGCAUCGUAGAAAGCGUUUAGUGGGCAUUAACGUCUUUGAUCCUCACCACAAGGUCAGGGGUUGGAUGAUGUUAGCAUGCUCAUUGAAGGAUCAGAAAAGUCAGGCUCAAGAUAGCUCGCCCUUCAUUCAGCCAGCCGGUGUUAACUGAAUAUUAACUGUGCACCCGUCUGUGCCAGUGUUCCCCCAGGAGCUGCAGAGGGUCCUGAGCAGAGUGAGCUCAAGCCACUUGGGAGCUCACAUUCCAGCUAUCAGUGCUGAUUCAUCUCAAAUGUUUGAUCCACGCUGGGUUCUAACCCUUCCCUGCUCAGAGCCCUCAGAGUCCAGGUCAGGUAGAACCCAGAACAGAGCCUCUGGCAGGAAGGAGCUUGCAUGGUCCUCAGGCUUCAUGUCCAGAGAUCAUUCCUCCACUUUGAGCUUCUUUGUGAAAACCAAUCACAAAGAGAGGAGGGGUGAAAUGUGCCAAAGCCUCUGCCAGGGUUGUAGCAAGGAAACCUGGGCUUCUAGGGAAAGUUGAGAAAGGGCCUAUAUUAGUCAGGAGGGCUACUGUAAGAGAGUACCACAGGCUGGGUGGCUUAAACAACAGAAAUUUAUCACCUUACGGUUCUGGAGGCUAGAAGUCUAAAAUCAAAGUGUUGGCAAGGUUGGUUCCUUCAUGAGGAAUUUCUUGGCGUUGCCUGGCAUAUAGAUGCAUCACUGCAGUCUCUGCCUCGUUGUCACAUGGCCAUCUUCUCCCUGUGUCUAUAGGUCUAUGUCCAAAUUUCCCUCUUCUUAUAAAGACACCAGUCAUAUUGGCUUAGGCCCAGCCCAAUGAUUUCAUCUUAAUUUGAUUACAUCUCUGCUAUGGUUUGAAUGUGUCCCUUCCAAAAUUCAGGUUAUUGCCAAUGUGAUAGUAUUGAGAUGGGGUCCUUAAAGAAGUAAUUAGGCCAUGAGGGUGCCUCUCUCUGAAGGGAGGCUCAUUGGAUUGUAUCAGUGUAACAUAAUUUACAUAACCAGUUCUUUAUGUGAUGGAAAUCCCAUUCAACGGUUUCCAACCUUUGCUAUUACAAACUGCUGUGAAGAGAAACAUAUGUCAUUAUACUAAUCAGGUGCUGUUGUUGUUUUUAUAAUGCAUUAUCCUGGAGAGACUGCCCCUCCCAGGGCUAGCUACUUUGGGGAGAGAGUAAACAACUUGGUCGAGCGUGCCUUUCGUAUGCAAACCAGUCAAUCCAGAGCCCACACCCCCAGUCACCUCCUUUAUCAAACUCUGACACAGCAAGCCAAUAUUCCCCCUGCCCUAAAUCACUCCAGGGCCAGGCAUGGGACAACUAGGGACAAUCCCUAUAGCCAGGGCCUGCCAAAGUUAUACAGAUUAGCCAAUCCUAAGCCUGCUUCCCUGCCUUGCCUUGCCUUUCUGCUGGAAACUACAUUAAAGGCGCUGGAUCGUGCUUUUCCCUCACCCCCUCUGCUUCUUGGCUGACCCAAGUUCUUCCUGUGUGGCCCUGCAAGGCGUGACACACCUCUCCUCCUGGGAACUGCAUAACAAACUCUUCUUGCAGAGAUAGUUUUCUCUGUGUCUGUCAUCUUACCAUACCUGAUGAAAACAAAUAUGGGUACAUUUUUUUUUUUUUUUGAGAGAGAGGGUCUCACUCUGUCUCCCAGGCUGGAGUGCAGUGGUGUAAUCACAGGUCACUGCAGCCUCGACCUCCUGGGCUCUAGUGAUCCUCCCACGUCAGCCUUGCAAAUAGCUGAGACUACAGGCACACACCACCAUGCCUAGCUAAUUUUUGGUGUAUUUGUUAUAGAGACAGAGUUUCGCUAUGUUGCCCAGGCUGGUCUCAAACUCCUGAGCUCAAGUGAUCCACCCACCUUAGCCUCUCAAAGUGCUGGGAUUAUAAGUGUGAGCCACAGCAUCCAGCCAUGGGUACAUUUUAAAGCAGGCGUUUUGUUCAUGUGCAGCCCUUGUUCUCAGUUAAGGGGAAAAUGAGUGAUCCUUUGCUUGGCUCUGAAGGAGCAGUGUUUUAUAUGUAAAGAAUAUAUUCUGUAUAUUUAAAGAAGAGCAAUGGGGGGCAUUUGAAAAUAAAUCCGUUCAUUUUUUUCUGAUUGUAAAAAUAAUAUAUGCUCAGUAAAGAGAAUCUGAAAAAUACAGAAGUAUUGGGGGAACCCACCCCCAAUAUUUCAACAUAGGUUCUUUCUAUUUUCCAUAAGUGUCGGCCGACUGAGAAAUAAAGAGAAAUAGUACAAAGAGAGGAAUUUUAACAGCUGGGCUGCCGGGGGUGACGUCGCAUAUCAGUAGGACUGUGAUGCCCACCUGAGCCUCAAACCAGCAAGUUUUUUAUUAAGGGUUUCAAAAGGGGAGGGGGUGUAAAACAGGGAGUAGGUACAAAGAUCACAUGCUUCAAAGGGCAAAAGCAGAACAAAGAUCACAUGCUUCUGAGGAAACAAGACAAAAGGCAAAACAGAACUACUGAUAAGGGUCUAUGUUCAACUGUGCGCGUAUUGUCUUUUUUUUUUAUUAUUUAAGUUUUAGGGUACAUGUGCACACUGUGCAGGUUAGUUACAUAUGUAUACAUGUGACAUGCUGGUCGCUGCACCCACUAACUCGUCAUCUAGCAUUAGGUAUAUCUCCCAAUGCUAUCCCUCCCCCCUCCCCCCACCCCUCAAUAGUCCCCAGAGUGUGAUGUUCCCCUUCCUGUGUCCAUGUGUUCUCAUUGUUCAAUUCCCACCUAUGAGUGAGAAUAUGCGGUGUUUGGUUUUUUGUUCUUGCGAUAGUUUACUGAGAAUGAUGAUUUUCAAUUUCAUCCGUGUCCCUACAAAGGACAUGAACUCAUCAUUUUUUAUGGCUGCAUAUGUGUAUAUGUGCCACAUUUUCUUAAUCCAGUCUAUCAUUGUUGGACAUUUGGGUUGGUUCCAAGUCUUUGCUAUUGUGAAUAGUGCCGCAAUAAACAUACGUGUGUGUGUGU
Homo sapiens (human) is the source of this 15507-nucleotide messenger RNA. RefSeq names its product RNA binding motif protein 28 (gene RBM28). The transcript has 19 exons. Gene Ontology annotation, cellular component: nucleolus. The record is from RefSeq and is marked reviewed. Bases 116 to 2395 code for a protein of 759 amino acids. Lineage: Eukaryota; Metazoa; Chordata; Mammalia; Primates; Hominidae. Gene Ontology annotation, molecular function: nucleic acid binding; RNA binding.